AUGCUUGUCGACAAUCCCCUCUUUCAACCAUCCUAUCUCGCUCCUGGGUCCUCAAAUAUGUUCCCAGAACUCACUGAUAUCAGUGACAUUUUUGAAGUCGAUGCCUUCAACAAUAACUUUGCUUCCUUCUCUGCCCACUCGUCGUCGCCCUCGGGCUCCAGAGGCUCCACACCACAGCAUCUUUUAACGCCUCCCCAGGAGCCACCCGUAGCGUCGUUUCCCGACGUGCACGACGGAGACAACUCUCAGAGCAAUGGCUUCAACCUUUUUGACGACAAUGACUCCAAGGCCAUCGAUCCCUUCAUGUCCACGCCGAUUGACUUCAUGGGCAUGGGGGGCUUCGAAUACGGCGGUGGAGUUGGUAACUACAACGGUCUCACCCUAGGCGGAUAUUCAAUGCCAAUGGACAUGUCAACGAUGGUUGGCCUCCCCAUCCUCCCAGAGGAGACAAUGCAGACUAGGGGUAUCGAUCCGCAGCUCGUCGACACGCCCUCAGCCAUCAGUGAUCACGGCGAGGAUGAGUCAGAUGAGAAGGAAUCCCCCAGCUCGCCGCCUGAGGAACAGAAAGAACAGGAAAAGCCCACUAUUGUCAUUGCGCCCGUCAAGGUCGGAGGUCACGGAAAGGCUCGAAAAGGAACUGUGCAGAGCGGGGGCGUGGUGAAGAAGGUCGCGUCUUCGUCAGCCAGCAAAGAGAAGGAGAAUUCUACUUCCGUCUCGUCUGCCGGUUCCAAGAAGGCCACUCAGCCCAAGCCCGCUGUGGCUUCCACUUCCACUUCCACUUCCACUCUUUCCAAGACUUCCACACCCGGUCCUUUCCUCACCACAGCUGGCUCAGUCAGGGCUGAGAGUGAGGCUGGAGACGCCGAAGACGAAGAUGACUUGCCUCAGGAUUGGCGACCUUCCCCAGAAGUCUUCGCCAAGAUGACUAGUAAGGAAAAACGUCAAUUGCGAAAUAAGAUCAGUGCAAGGAACUUCCGUGUUCGCCGAAAGGAAUACAUCUCUACCCUCGAGGGUGAUAUUGCCGAACGAGAUCGCAUGCUCGACCAUUUCCGCACGCAACUGGGUUCUCAGGAAUCGGAAAAUCUUGCUCUACGUCAGGAAAUCGCCGCCUUGAAGAAGGCUCUCCUCGAAGGACGCGGUGGCCCUAUCAAUCUCCCACCUCCUGCUCCGUUACCCGAGCAGAGUGCCGCUCAGACCUUGGCGGCUUCUGCCGCAGCUUCGGCUUCCACCUCCUCGUCCACAUCGACUUCCAGCGUCCUCACCUCGCGCCCCAGCACACCUCUGGUCACCGCCAAUACGCAGAAGGAUCUGCCAUCGUCGCCACGGAUGGGCAACCGCUUCUGGGGUGGUGUUGGCAUCGGCGGUGGUUUCACCCCUGUGCACACGACUCUUGUGCCGGACAUCAGUACUGUCGUGCGCAAGGGUCUACAGGAGAACAUGAACCCGGCGCUCAACGCAAACCCGGGGCUCAGUGGGGUCGGCGCCGGCCUCGGGGCUUCCAAGGGCUUGAACGGAUUUGAUGGCUUUGCGGACUUGAAUCCAUUUACAAUGAAGACUCUCGAUGCGUACCGUAUGCAUCUUUGGGGAAAAAUGGCUGCACAGCAGCAUAUGCACCAGCAAAACCAGCAAGCACAGCAGCAACAGCAAAAUCAGCACCAGCAAGCUUCUGGGCUUGCAGGGAGCAUGCGCCCACAUUUCUUCACUCCCUCGAGCAAAUCCGCUGCUGUUUCUUCACCGUCGCUCCCAAGCUCGAGCUACGGCUCUACUCUCAGCGCACUGCUCUCGGGCAAGCACACAUCGCCCGCAUCCUCGUACCCGAGCCCACCGACGUCACCGCUUAUCAACGGCAAAGUUAUUGCUUCCACCUCUGCAAGGGACCGCGAGGCGCAUCAGCAACGCGAGAAGGAGCAGCAGCAGGCCGUGCUGGCUGCCAUGGCGAGCCAGACGAUCCUGCGCAAGCUCGGUUCAGCGUUCUGGGACGCGUUCACUGGAUCGUCUUCGUCUUCUCUCGGUUCUUCAUCUUCCUCUGCCAGCUCAUCGGGAUCGAGUGCGAACUGGGACGCGGAUAAGGUGCAGCGUGUGCUUUCGGGCAAAGCUGUGCUGCGCGUUGUGGAUGUUGAGCCUGCUACGCCUCCUGCGUCGCCCAGUCUGCGCGCUGUGUCCACGACGGCGGCUAGUUCGCCUAUGUUGAGAGCGCAACAGCAGCAGCAGGAUGACGCGAAGAAGGCGAGCUGCACGGCGUGUUUGACGGAUAUUCUGGAGGAGAGUAUGCGGAGUCUGACGUUGAAUAAGAAGAUGUGA
Messenger RNA from Psilocybe cubensis, 2301 nucleotides. RefSeq lists its product as uncharacterized. Gene Ontology annotation, cellular component: RNA polymerase II transcription regulator complex. The transcript has 3 exons. NCBI's taxonomy places the organism in Eukaryota, Fungi, Basidiomycota, Agaricomycetes, Agaricales, Agrocybaceae. Bases 1 to 2301 code for a protein of 766 amino acids. The record is from RefSeq and is a predicted model, not a curated record. Gene Ontology annotation, molecular function: DNA-binding transcription activator activity, RNA polymerase II-specific; transcription cis-regulatory region binding.